GUGGUGGCCAUGGCGGAGCUGCUGGAUCCAGAGUCGCUGCUCGCGCGGGUUCAGAGACGCUUGGAACUCCCAAGCCCCAACUCGGAUGGAGGCACAGGGACCCCGUGUCUCCCUUGGCCUAGGCCGGCACUCAGAAAAAUUUCCCUGAGCGACCGGAGGAAUCGACGGCUGCAGGGCCCAUCGGGAGGUGGCGCCAAGGGCAUGGGUCCAGUGGAUGGGGGUCGCAAGGAGGGGAAGGAGAAUGGGUGGAGCCCACAGCCCGGCAGAGCGCAAGGACGGUACAUUUCGUCUGAUGACUCGAGUGAAGAUGAGCUGCCUUCAUUCUGCAUGCAGGGCUGCGGGGGCCUGAGCCAGGGGGCACAGGUGUGGAGAGCCCACAUCGAGAGCAGCAGCAUUACAGAUAAAGCCGUGCAAGGAGCAGGAACCACAGCCAAAGAGGCUGCUGGGAAUGGCAAGGUAUCUCCGGCUGCCAUGGGGAGGAAGGAGCCAGGCCUUGCUGGGCCCCACCCUUCACAGCCCAGUGGCUGCUUUGAUUCCUCCGAUGACGAUAAUGAAUUUGAGACCUUUCUCCUUAAGAUGAAAACUCCUUUGAAAAGCAAAGCUCCUUUGAAGUCCAUUUCCAGAGCUGUUGUGAUCAGCUCUGGCAGUGAUGAAGAGGAUUUCAAGUCGGCGCGAGCGAGACCCGUGCUCUCAAAGCGGAGGGCCCAUUCACAGCUGGCGGGCUUGCACCAGGGGGUCGUGGGCUCCAGCAGAGUUGCCAACAAGGAACCAAACCCUGAACCUUGCGUACCCCCGUUGCGGGCUCGUAGCGUCUCCCUGUCGGUGGGGAGCGGCACCACCAACUCCACGACGCUCAGUCGGCCACAGAGAGAAUCGGAGCCCCUUCCCGCUGUCCCUACACCACCGCCCACCACUGCCCAAGCCUCCAAAAGGAGCCUGGCCGACUUGGACGAAUUUGAUGAUGAGUUUGAGAGCCUCAUGGACAAAAUCCGCAAGAGCAAUCCCAAAAAGCCAGGGACGAAGAACAAGCCUACGACACCCUCCAUGGCAAAACAAGGCCUGCCUUCGGUGCCAUUGUGGGGACAUGAGCCACCUGCACAACUCAUCACUCCGCAGCUUCCAGCUACCCCAAGGCAGCCUCCACCAUUGCCUCGAAGCAAUCGCGUCAAGUCCAGUUCGGACUUGGAGCUCGGCAAGCCCUUCGCCAGCGUUCCCUCCCAGUCUGACGUUUGGAGCACCAGGUGUGCAGUGCCCGGCUGCUUCUUGGCAGAGCUGUCGAGUCCUUCGUGUCACUACGCUCGCAACUUCAAGAAAUGCAAGGCCCAGCUUACGGCGUCGCUCUACAAAUUCUACAAUGAAACCAUCUUUAAAAAUAAGCUGCCAAACAACAUGGAGCUGCUGUGGAAUAACAAGAUGCGCAAGACAGCUGGCUACUGUGUGAUGGGAAAGGGGCCUGGACCAGCUUGCCAACCCUACGCACGCAUAGAGCUUUCCGUCAAAGUGUGCGACAAUCCCGAGCGGCUUCGCGACACGCUGGUGCACGAGAUGUGCCACGCCGCCACGUGGCUCAUCAAUGGGCAACGCGAUGGGCACGGGCGGCUGUGGCAGCUGUACGCGCGCACCGCCACGCUGGUACACCCCGAACUACCGACUGUGUCGCGCUGCCACACCUACAACAUCACCUUCAAGUACCGCUACGAGUGCACGCGCUGCAAGAACAGCAUCGGCCGGCACAGCAAGUCGCUGGACACGGAGCGGUUCGUGUGCGCGCUGUGUCAGGGCCGCUUUGUGCUGCUGCCUCCCGAGGGCCGGGACGGCACACCCGUCACCAGCAGGGCCCUCACUCCGUUCACGCGCUUUGUGAAGGAACAGUAUGGGACCACGCGCUCGGCCCGGCCGGACAGCAGCCACGCAGACAUCAUGCGCAUUUUAGGCGAGCAGUUCUCUAAGACCAGGCUGCAAUGAGUCGUCAAGUGAGGGCAGGGUAUUUGGCAAAUAGGAGACUCUUGGUUGGGGCUACAAGGGACUUGGCAAACUGAAGGGAGCAUACGGGUCCUUCCUAUGUGGGUGAGGAAUGUUUCCUACAAUGACCAGCUACGUAUGGGUAACCAGUGAUUAGCGAUUCAAAUUAAAUUUGUGGCAUUGGUGCUCUUCUCCCGUUUACAGCCCUGAGCCAUUGGUGGAAAUUUUCAUUUCUAGUGUGGGGUGAGAUUACAAGACAACCACUUGACUUAUCCACAAGUGGCACUUAUUUAAUAGAUGCCAAAGGGAUGAUAGACAGAGUCAACCCCCCCCCCACCAUGAUUUUAACUCGCGGCCUUCCGAUUGUGGGCUCCUUGAUUUACCACUGAUGAGCCACCUGGCCGGAUGAGGAAUGUUCUACAGCAAAUGAGCAGCUAUGUGUACGUGACUACCAUGUUUGAAUUAUGCUGGUAGCAAACGUGUGUUCGUGAUUGUGUUUUUUUUACGUUUAAAAUACAAAUAAAGAUAACUCAUCACUUGA
Petromyzon marinus (sea lamprey) is the source of this 2503-nucleotide messenger RNA. NCBI's taxonomy places the organism in Eukaryota, Metazoa, Chordata, Hyperoartia, Petromyzontiformes, Petromyzontidae. The record is from RefSeq and is a predicted model, not a curated record.